AUGGGCAAGACCAAAGGACAACGUAUAAAGGGAAAUGUGCAACCAGCUAGUAGCAGUCGUGCCGCUGAAAUACUAGCCUCCAGCAGCUCACAAUUACCAACGGCAAACUUAGGAGGCUUUGCCCAAUUCGUAGGUGGCACUCCUUUUGCUCCAAAUCCUCCUGCGGUAGGAGAUAGUACCACUGAUAGUAUGGCUGGAUCAAAUAUGGAUCCAGAGUUAGUUCUUAUCUUUAAGAAAUUAUCUAAACGUGAUACAACCACAAAAUUGAAAGCAUUGGAGGACUUGGAAGCCUACCUCCGAAAAAAUGAAGAAGACGAUUUUGGUUCAAAUGGACUCAUUGGU
Molecule: messenger RNA, 342 nt
Organism: Paraglomus occultum
Lineage: Eukaryota; Fungi; Glomeromycota; Glomeromycetes; Paraglomerales; Paraglomeraceae
Source: the annotation of a GenBank genome assembly